Paramuricea clavata is the source of this 258-nucleotide messenger RNA. Lineage: Eukaryota; Metazoa; Cnidaria; Anthozoa; Malacalcyonacea; Plexauridae. The record is from the annotation of a GenBank genome assembly.
AUGGAAGACAAUCCUUGCACCUCAACGGAUGCAGACCAAUGCACAGAGCAAAUAGAAAUGAAAAGAUGGACCAAAGACCUACGGUCACUGCCAAAAUUUAGCCAUGCCUUGCUACGACAGCACUUGGGAGUUGAAGGGGGAAAUUAUGCUAGCAGAUACAAGAAACUGGGAUAUCGCUUUUUUAAGGAUAGAUAUGUAAACAUAGUCGAAGUUAAAGCAGAUGUAUUGAAAGGUAGCGAAACUCUUACUCACUUCUUG